AUGGCAGAAACAUUAGAAGCUGUAGAAGAUGCAGUGGACAUUCUUGAAAAAGAGAUGCUCUCCUUCUGCAACCUGAUUCCAGUUAACUCUUGGGGAUUUGAUGAUGAUGUCAAAGAAUCAUUGAAGAUGCGAAAACACAGUUUGGUUAAUCGACAACUCAGCAAAAAGGAAAGAAAGUCAAUGUCUGCACAACAGAAACAACAUCUGGCGAAAGGCUUAGGAUUGGUUCCAAACACUGUUCAAGAAGUCCUCGAGUGGAUGUCUAAAAGCAAGCAGCAUUCGAAAGUGCAACCACAAAAGGUUGUUGCACCGGUGAAGAGACCAGCGGAUCAGAACAAGAAUAAAGAAAAAGUAGUGAAGAAAGACCAGAAAAAGCAAGAUAAGAAAGCUGAUUCUGAUUCAGAAGAGGAUGAUUCAUCUGACGACGAGGAGAAAGAAGAAACAGACGAGCCAGUUGCUAAGAAGCAAAAGAAAGAAGAAUCUUCAGAUGAUGAUGAAGACAGUGAAGAUGGAGAAGAGCCUGAAGGAAAUAAUGGAGCUGUAGAGGCUGAGGACAGCGAUUCAACGGACGAAGAAGAAGAAACACCAUCUAAACCCAACAAAACCGUAGCACAAUCUACUCUGAAAUCGAAUGGAAAAAUUGACAAGGAGAUUCAAAAGUUGGAAGACGAUGAAGACAAUGAAUCCCCCGAAAUCAGACGUCAAAUCGCUUUGCUGAGACUGCAGAAAAAGCUGAAGGAAAUGAAAGUUGAGCGGAAAGGAAAAGGACCGGCGAAGGUAACAUCAGCGAUGGCUGAAAAAAUGGCAGAGGAGAAGCGUUUGAAAAGACGGGAGAGCAAGCUGAAGCUGAAACAAAGAAGAGCAGAGGAGAAGAAAGGAAAAGAGGCAGCAGCUCAAGUGAAGAAAGAGACUGUUGAAAGCACAGAAAAUGGCAAUGAGCCUGUCGAGAAGCAGAAAUCUGGAAUUUCAUUCAAUAAUCUCAAGUUUGAAAUCAAAGAAGACAAGCAGAGGGGCAAGAAACAAAGAACCGCCAAAAAAGAUCGAGCUCUUAAACUUACCGGACGUGACUAUAAAUCACUUAUCGCUAAAGUCGAAGAGACAAAAGCAACAAUUGCCAAAGUUCGCGAAGCUGAUCCACAUAAGGCUACCAUCAUGGAAGAUGAGCUAAAGUGGGAGAAAACACUGAAAAGAGCAGCUGGUGGAAAAGUGAAAGAUAAUUUGGGAAUGCUCAAGAAGGCUUUGGUGAAGAAGAAUAAGAUGAAGGAUAGAAGAAAGCAGAAAUGGGAGAACCGAGAGAAUAAGACGGAGGGAGAGAAGCAAACGAAGCAAGACAAGAGAAAGAAGAAUCUCCAGAAGCGCAUCGAUGACGUCAAGAAGAGAAAGAUGAACAAGUUGAGAAACAAGGGAAGAAUCCUCUAAACAACACACAUUUAUCCGCUUUUAAUUUCUCGUUGUUGAACAUUUUUUUGUUAAUUUUUACUGUUAACUUUUUUCUUUAAAUCUGUGGCCUGUUGUUAAGUUUUUAAGUUUUCAAAUUAUACUAAAUUCUUUGAAA
Messenger RNA from Caenorhabditis elegans, 1555 nucleotides. It is a transcript of the gene gldi-11, whose product is annotated as SURF6 homolog gldi-11. The record is from RefSeq and is marked reviewed. Gene Ontology annotation, cellular component: nucleoplasm. Bases 1 to 1419 code for a protein of 472 amino acids. The transcript has 5 exons. Lineage: Eukaryota; Metazoa; Nematoda; Chromadorea; Rhabditida; Rhabditidae.